AAACUGAUCUAUGCGUCGCCAGACACAAAUUCAACCGUCCCAAAUGGAGCUGCUGCCGCAGCGUCUCUCGCCCCUUGUUGUCCUCUUGCUUGCAACACCAUUGUUCGUCGGUGCACCGUCGCUGGCAGACGAUGCCACGUCCAGCCUCCACCCUGUCGUGCUGGUGCCGGGCAACACCUGCGCCCAGCUCGACGCGCGGCUCACCGACGAGUACGAGCCCCCGACGCCGGGCUGCGGCAUGCCCAAGCAGGGGCGCGGGUGGUUCCGGCUGUGGGACAACUUCACCGCGCUGCAGGAGGACCCCGCGCUCCUGCCGUGCCACGCCGACCAGCUGCGGCUGGUGUACGACCCCGUCGCCGGCGACUACCGCAACAUGCCGGGCGUCAAGACUCGGGUCGUGUCCUUCGGCUCCACCCGUAGCUUCCGCUUCGACGAUCCUGCACGGAAGAACGUGUGCAUGGAAGGGCUCGUCGACGCGCUGGAAGGGGUCGGGUACAGGGAGGGAGCCAACCUGUUCGGCGCACCUUACGACUUCCGACAUGCGCCGGCCGCACCGGGCAUGGCGUCCAAGGUGUUCUCCGACUUGAGCUCCAGCUUCAAGCUGCUCGUGGAGCGCGCGAGCGAGAGGAGCGGGAACAAGCCGGUCAUCCUCGUCACGCACAGCAUGGGCGGCUUGUUCACCAUGGUGUUCCUCGACCGGACCCACCUGGCGUGGCGCAGGAGGUUCGUCAAGCACCUUGUCAUGCUCUGCCUCGGCGCGGGGGGCUCGCCGCUGAACAUGUGGCCCCUCGCCUUCAACGCGGCGAGCCCUCCGUCAUCGCUGCCGGGCACCGUGCUGACGUACGGGAACAGGAGCUUCGCGAGCAUGUUCUCCCUCCUACCGUCCCCGAAGGUGUACGGCGACGCGCCGCUGGUGAUCACCGGAGCCAAGAACUACUCGGCCAGCAACAUGGCGGAGUACCUUGCGGCGGUCGGUCUCUCCGAGGAACAGGUGGCGCUCUACCGAACAAGGGCGCUGCCGGUGACGCUCGACAUUAGGGCGCCGCUCGUGCCGAUGACGUCCAUCAAUGGCGUUGGUGUGCCCACGAUAGAUAAGCUGGUGUUCUGGGACGGUAACUUCAGCGCAAAGCCUCAACUGGUGAACGGGGAUGGCGAUGGGCAGAUCAACUUGCAGACAGUGUUGGCGUUGGAAAGUUUGAUCAGAGCCCACCCGGAUCAGGGUUACUUCAAGUCAAUUUUGAUCCCCAACACAACGCACAAGGGUAUGAUCUCGGAUGAAUUUGCGCUCAAGCGCGUGGUCAGCGAAAUUCUUGAGCAAAUUAAGCCACCUCAUGAUACGGGGACAUUAAUAAAUUAAUGUUACGUGCUGCUGGGACAGGAAUUAUCUAUCACUAAGGAUAGAGUUAUAUAUAUUGUAUUGUGUUGACCUUCAUUAUUGCAGCUACUUGAUAACCUUUAAAA
This is a messenger RNA of Panicum virgatum (switchgrass), 1461 nucleotides long. Its product is annotated as lecithin-cholesterol acyltransferase-like 1. The transcript is spliced from 2 exons. Gene Ontology annotation, biological process: lipid metabolic process. Lineage: Eukaryota; Viridiplantae; Streptophyta; Magnoliopsida; Poales; Poaceae. The record is from RefSeq and is a predicted model, not a curated record. Bases 11 to 1357 code for a protein of 448 amino acids.